UGUGCCAAGUAUUACAAAAGAACCCAACUUGUGAACCUAAAUUGCUGUGAAAGAGAACUCCUUCUUCUCUCUUCUUAUAUAUCACUCAAAAAAAAAAAAAAAAACCUAUCUUUCUCUUUCAAUCUUAAAUAUAUCUGCUCACCAUCAAGGCAAGUUUCCUUAUUUUGCUCCUCUAAUCACAAUCUUAAUCCCUGUCUAAAAAAUAUCUAAGUUCCAAAAGUUUCACACAUUCAGGUUUUUUUUCCUCAAAUCUUUAAAUAUGGUAACCAAGUCUUGCUCCAUUCCUCUGUAAUUUCACACAAAUCCUUAGCCAAAUACUUAGGGUUCUGUUUUGUGUUCAUGUGAUGUAAAGAUGAAGACUAUUAGUGGAUUAGGUAUUGGGUUAAGUUUAGUUUUUGGGUUUCUUCUCUUAGCACUUGUUGCAGAAGUCUAUUACCUUCUGAGAUGGAAGAAGCACAAGAAGAGAGUCACAAGCCAAGAAAGUGAAGAGGAGAAAGAAGAAGAACAACAACAACAAAACGGAUACGCCAAAGAACUUAUCCAGCUCUUCUGCUUCAAAAAGCCUCAACCUUUACAGCAAAACAAUGGAGGAAGAGAAGGAAAUGAAAUCUCAAGGGACCAAGAUGGGAAUCAAGAUUUGGAGCUUGGGUUGAUGAAACAUCUCAACGGAGGAGAUCUAGGGUUUGAAGCAGAGCUCAUGAAGCUUCAUAACCAGAGGUUUCUCUUCACAAUCAUGGAAGAGACGAAAGCUGAUUUGGAAUCUGAAGAUGGGAGAUCAAGAUUGGGUUCAAGAUCAAGAAGAAGAAGCUUGAGUGAUGUUCCUAAUGACUGUAGUACCCCUGGAUUCACUCCAUUGGCUUCUCCUCGUACGCUAAAGUCAUCAUCUCCUUUGGAGUCUUAUCCACACCAUGGAUUCAAUCCUCUGUUUGAAUCAGACGGUGAGCUUGAGUUUAACAAGUUCUUUAAGUCGUCUACUUCAUCACCUCCACCUAAAUUCAAGUUCUUGAGAGAUGCUGAAGAGAAGCUGAGGAAGAGAUUGAUUGAAGAAGCUAAAAGAAGAGAAGGCUUAGCUUCUCCAAAAUCGGAAGGUUCGUUUCUGAAGUUCAUGAAUCCUCCACCUGCGAUGAACAGAGAGAAGAAACAGAGUAUUAUUCAAGAAUCUGAUGAAACGGUGUCGUUUUCUCCUACUUGUUCUUCUUCUUCAUCAGGUAUAAAUCUUAGAAUGUUGUUAGACCAAAAAUCCACAGUGGUGGUUGUUUAGUAUUAUUAGCAUCUCUGUCUCUUCUUCUUCUCUACUCUAAUUUUUAUUUUUUGUUGAAAAUUUUUUUUCUCAAGAAUUUCAAUUUCUUUUUUUUUUUUUUAAUUGUGUGAAUUCUAUAUCUUUUGUUUCUCUCAUUCUUAUGAUGUUGGGAAUGAUUUCUUCUGUACGUAUCAUCAAUCUGAAAAAUUUGCAGAUGCUUGUUUUUUAA
Camelina sativa (false flax) is the source of this 1469-nucleotide messenger RNA. RefSeq lists its product as uncharacterized. Lineage: Eukaryota; Viridiplantae; Streptophyta; Magnoliopsida; Brassicales; Brassicaceae. The record is from RefSeq and is a predicted model, not a curated record.